Messenger RNA from Monoraphidium neglectum, 2667 nucleotides. RefSeq lists its product as hypothetical. Gene Ontology annotation, cellular component: TOC-TIC supercomplex I. The transcript is spliced from 19 exons. The annotation marks the transcript as partial. Lineage: Eukaryota; Viridiplantae; Chlorophyta; Chlorophyceae; Sphaeropleales; Selenastraceae. Gene Ontology annotation, biological process: protein import into chloroplast stroma. The record is from RefSeq and is a predicted model, not a curated record.
AUGCAGGAAGCCCCGCCCACCGAUGAGGGCGACGAGGGCGAGGAGGUCGAUUACUACGACGGAGAGUACUACGACGAGGAAGGCGAGGAGGCGCAGGAGAUCGACUUCAGCCUGCCCUUCCCCGCAGAGAUCCCCAUGGAGGGCAACACUAAGCUCCUGUCCAGCAUCCCGCUGCCGCUAUACUAUCCGCUCGUCGCGGGCGCGGCGGCGGCGGCGGCGUUUGUGGGGCUGGCGGCCGGCAAGGGCGCGCCGGUUUCCCCCCAGAGCAGGGACGCUGUCGCCUACACCACCGCGGCGGUCUGCGCCGGGGCUGUGCUGUACGGCGGCGCUCAGGCCAAGAAGGUGCGCGACAGGGCGGCGGUGGUGGACCUCUUCAACCUCCUGGUGUACAUGGACGAGCCCUCGGCGCUGACGCCCGAUGAUGUCAGCGCAGUGGGCGCGAAGUACGGCGUGAACAUGCGGCGCGACCAGCUGGAGGGCCUGGUGCAGAUCUUCGGGCAGUACCUGGAGGGAGUGGUGCCAAAGGGCGACGCGCCGCUGCGGCGGCGGCCAGGCGGCCUGGCAGCGGCGGCCUGGGGCAUGGGGCCCCCGGCCUCCAGGGCAGACUCGGCCCCGGGAACAUGGCACGCCGCCGCCGCAGCGGGGAGGGCCGGCGGCGACGAGGCGAGCAAGAUCCUGGCCUUUAAGGACGCCCUCAGUCUGACUGAUGAGGAGGCAGCGCCGGCCUUCAUUGAGGUUGGCCGCCGCCUCAGCCGCGCCGGCUUCGAGAUCCAGGGGCGCCAGGCCCAGUUUGAGCAGCGCAAGGCGUUCCAGCGGCUCAUCUACCUUUCAUAUGCGGCCCUGGGGGACCAAAAGGCGGGGACCCUGCUGCCCUGGGGGGCCGAGUUCGGGCUUAAUGAUGCCCAGCUGUUUGUGGCGCGGCGGGACAACGCGCGGGCGGUGUUUGGGCAGCACCUGCUGGAGAGCUAUGGCGGGGACCUGCCGGCGGACGCUGACGCGCUGCGCGCUCUGAGGGAGUUCCAGGGGACCGUGAAGUUGCUGGAUGACGUGGCGGAGGACUCGGUGCGCGCCGCCGCGCGGUCGCAUGUGGAGCGCCAGCUGGCGGCGGCGCUGGAGCAGCUGCGGGCGCCCAUCAGCACGCGCGACGUCGGGCGCGUGGUGGAGGAGGUGCAUGCUAUUCUUGACUACAGCCGGCGGCUGCAGGCGCUGGCUGGGGAGGAGGGCCUGGUGCCUGGCGUGGGCGCACCGUCGCUGGCGGGCGGCGCGUGGGUGGAGGGGCUGCGGCGGCGGGACGUGAAGGAUCUGUACCGGGCGUACUGCGAGGAGCGCACUGGCAAGGAGGGCGCCUUCACCCCCGAGAUCGAGGCCGACCUCAAGGAUCUCUCGCAGAUCUUCACCCUGGCCCCCAAGGAGGCCGCAGAUCUGAGGGCCGAGGUGGCGGCGGGGCUGUACCGGCGACUGCUCAAGGACGAGGUCACGUCGAAGCGCAUAGACGCGGCCGCGUCGCCGGCGCAGCUGGUAGCCAAGAAGAAGCUGACCCCGGGUGACUCCCAGGAGCUGCAGCGCAUACGCCGCAUCCUGUGCAUCCCCCAAGACACAGCCAACGAGAUCAUGAAGGCCACCUCUGGCCACGUGCUGGAGGAGUCUCUGGAGCAGGCCUUCGCGGCCGGGCCGCGCCCGUUGACCGAGUUUGACCUGGCAAAGGUUGAUGACGUCAUCAAGGACCUGCAGAUGGACAGGGCCGUGGCGAAGGCGGUGUACGCAGAGGCCGCCCGCAAGAAGCUCAAGUCAUUCGCGGGCCAGGCGGUGAAGGACCUGCAGCAGAACGACCGCAAGGCCGCGGCCAUACAGCUCAAGAAGAUGGUGCAGUUCAACUCCCUGGUGGUGACGCCGCUGCUCGAGCGCGUCGCCGGCACGGAAGCUGCCAAGAAGGAGCUCGCCGAGCUGAUGGCCAAGGCCGCGGAAGCUGCCAAGAAGGAGGAGGAAGCUAAGAAGGCGGCUGCGGCGGCGGCGGGGGGCGACGCGGAUAAGGAGGGGGCGCAGAAGGAAUUUGAGGAGAUAUUGGCGCAGGCGACGGCGGCGGCGAAGAAGGAGGAGGAGGCAGAAGAGGCGGCCAAGCAGUCCGCCGAGGCGCCCAGCAGCAGCGACGCGGCCGCGGCGGCGGCGGCGCCUCCUGUGCCUCAAGUAGAGGCGGUGGAGGCGAGCAGCAGCGGCGGCGACAGCAGCAGCAGCGGCGGCGCGGCGGCGGCCGACGCGGUGAUCGACGUGGCGGCGGAGGCGCCCGCGGGCGCGGCGGCCGCGGCGGCGGCGGCGGCGGCGGAGGCGGAGGAGGCGCGGCGGGCGCUCGAGGAGGCGGAGCGGAAGAAGAAAGAAGACGAGGACCCGGUCAAGGUGAUGAAGAAGAUGAUCGCGGCCAGCCGUGGCGAGUUUGGUGAGGACGAGAAGAAGGCCCAGAAGGACAUCAGCCUCGCCAACGACGUCGACAAGGCCGUGCGUGCUGACCUGUACAAGGUUUACCUGAUGUACAGCAUGAGCGGUGACGUGGUUGAGCUGCCGGUGGGCGGUACGAUCCGCAAGAAGACCAGCAACGAGACGCGCGCCCAGGACAUGGCGCGGCUGCAGCAGCUGGGCGACAUCCUGGGCAUGAACCAGAUGGAGGUGGCCUCG